AUGUAAAAGGAGAGAGAAGAGAAGAUAAUCAAGCAGUUAUUUAAGGAUGUACAUCCUUAGUCGAUUCACAAUAGGUACUGAACUAUUAUAAGAAACUAAUGAAAAAUACAAGCGAGAAUGCUGAAUUAACAUGCUAAGACAAUAUUGUUGAAGAUGUGUAGGUUUGUUUCCGUGUAAUGUGUCAAAAUUGUGGAUUCAUUUCUUAAGGGUAUAAUAAAAUAGGAUAUAGUAAGUAUUAAAUGAUCUAAAGAACCAAUAUCAGCUACUGGAAGAUCAGUUAAUUUCAAAAGAAACUGAAGGAAAAAGCUCAUUCAAAUUCAACAGUAAUUAAAAGAUACGCAGAAGACUUAUAAGACACAUGUGAAGAAAUGCAAAAAUAAUUGGAAAACUCUAAUUCAUAAAUUAUAUUAUUGAAAUGA
Paramecium octaurelia is the source of this 419-nucleotide messenger RNA. Lineage: Eukaryota; Ciliophora; Oligohymenophorea; Peniculida; Parameciidae. The record is from the annotation of a GenBank genome assembly.